Molecule: messenger RNA, 937 nt
Organism: Ziziphus jujuba (common jujube)
Lineage: Eukaryota; Viridiplantae; Streptophyta; Magnoliopsida; Rosales; Rhamnaceae
Exons: 3
Coding region: 160-708 (182 amino acids)
Source: RefSeq, a predicted model, not a curated record
CUCGAAAGAGGAAUAUAAGGACCAGAAAAAAUGCUCUCUUUCUAAGUUACAACGACAAACAAAAGUAGAACAAAGACCAAUCAAAGAACAAAGAAACACAGAGAAAAACAAAGCCAGAGAGCAAAACCAAAAGAAGAAGAAGGAAGAAGAAGAAAGAAGAUGGUGGGUGUUGGUUCCUUGGAGUUGAUAAGAAUACCACCAACUUCUUCCUCCUCCUAUGUUUCUGGAGCAGUGGCCAACCGACCCAAGCCCACCACUGCACUUCACCUCCCCUGCCCCACUAGGCCUCUCUAUUCCCCACUCUUUUUAACUUCUCCCAAUGCCUUCAUCUUCAGGACCAAGCAUUCUUCUAUGAGAACUGCCUCCUUUCGUUGCUUCUCUGCGUUAACCCCAGAGCUUAAGACUACACUUGACAAAGUUGUUACUUCAAAAAAAGUAGUUCUUUUUAUGAAGGGAACAAAGGACUUUCCACAAUGUGGAUUUUCAAACACCGUAGUGCAGAUAUUGAAGUCUUUGAAUGUACCUUUUGAAACAAUAAACAUACUAGAAAAUGAAUUACUGCGUCAAGGAUUGAAGGAGUAUUCAAGUUGGCCAACGUUUCCUCAACUUUACAUUGAAGGAGAGUUUUUUGGUGGCUGUGACAUCACCAUUGAGGCAUACAAAAGUGGAGAACUACAAGAACUAUUGGAGAAGGCAAUGUGCUCCUGAAGCUUUAUUCCGUGCAUGAUGAUUAGAGAAUGCUUGUAAACGGUGCAUCUUUUUUCCAUGGUUAUGUUAAUUUUAAUCAAUGAUGGAAAAAUUCGUAUCUCAUAUUUUUCAAGUGUUUGCAAUGUUGAACAUAAGUAAUUGUGCCCCUUUUUUUCUUUUAUUCCUUUUUAUUUAUCUUGAGAUUUCAGGACAACGAUAACAUGAUAUCAAAGUAUGGUUUUUCGCCCCA